GCGAUACUUGUUCGUCCAGUUCUCAUACCCGUACUACCACCCGGAAACGGACGAAUCAGCUGGAAGAUAUCACUCUCUCGACAAUUUGUAGUGUAUGCACGAAGAUAAUUGGCCAGGGAGGUUUUGUAGCGAAGGAGGGAAGAACACCGCUGUCUUUUACGGUCGAAGUCAUAUGCACUGCUUGCAACGCGAAAUAUAAACGAUGCACAAAUUGCGGAGGAGGAUCAAGCAGAGGGGGCAUCGGCAAGUGGAGGUGCAUGGAGCUAUUUGAAGGCAAUCGUAAAACAUGUAGGCUCUCUCACGACAGAUUAGGUGCCCGCGACAUGGAGCUUUCAGUGUGGGAGGUUCCUGGCGACGUAGAAGGAAAGGAAGAGUGGCCCGCAGUAGUCGACGCUUGUGAGAGCUUAUGGAAAGACCAUUACAUGGCUCGGCUCGGUACGCCAGAGGUGCUCGAGCAUUCGUCAUCCUUGCGCACUUUCAAAGACAUCGAAGAAAAAUGUAUGAAAAGGGGCUAUCUGGGGCGGAAGGUCUGGGAAGAAGGGCCAAUGACUCCGAAUACCCGUAUAUAUACGGCUCUGACAUGGGCAAAGACACGAGCGAGGCGAGACAAGUCUGCAGCAGAUUGGACCAAGUCUAGUUCGGAGGAGAAGUCGAUGGACAAGUGGAUUGCAUUCAAUACCCGCUGGGGAGAUACUUUAAUGCCUCCGAAUGCGAUUCUUUGCGCUCAAUGGUUCUGUGAAUGGAAUAUCAGAGACCGCACAUUGAUAUUUCUAUCCGCUACUCCAUUCGACAGACAGGAAGUUCAGGACCGUGCGGCGUUCUCCAUCAACGCCACCCGUAUGCGUGUCUUUACAGACAUCGAGAAACACAAUCGCGAAUUUCCAGAUGAUCCAUGGGGGCAUCCAUUACAUAUAUGGACUUCCCUAAAAUAUACUGUCGAACCUCUCCGUUCGCGCAUUAUAGACAUCAUACAAGUCAAAUUCCAAUCGCUGCCCUUAGAGGAAUACCUACUACGCUACCCCGAUACUGAUCGGGCCUUGUUCUCCGCCACCCACACAACCAUCGGCAGGGUUGCGAACGAACAUCCUUCAGCAGAUGAACAGGACAGAGGGCUCGACGUCUACGUGAGACAUUGGGGCUCCGAUGCGAACGUGGACGCGCUCUCGAAACAGAUGGAGGGGAUGUUGGCGAGGAAGCCUAGAGCAUAUGCGGAGUCCUGAGAGGCAAUUUAGAUGAUACGGCGUUGAUGAUGAGCUACCACUGGGUUUGGGAUAGUUAGACAUAUAGAGCAUUUUUCUUUAGAAUGAACCUCUCCAUAGCGCACGGACUGUCUACACGUACUUAUACUAUAUCACCUUGAACCAAGGCGAA
Stereum hirsutum FP-91666 SS1 is the source of this 1371-nucleotide messenger RNA. RefSeq lists its product as uncharacterized. The transcript has 9 exons. NCBI's taxonomy places the organism in Eukaryota, Fungi, Basidiomycota, Agaricomycetes, Russulales, Stereaceae. The record is from RefSeq and is a predicted model, not a curated record. Bases 258 to 1220 code for a protein of 320 amino acids.